UUCGCAAAUUCUAAAGUUCUAAACCCUAAACUAAAAGCUGAGAGAAAAAAAUUGAUUUCGCCGGCCUCGUAUAUGCGCCUUCUAUCUUCUCUGCUAUUAUCCUCAUCGGCUUUUGUUGGUCACCAUUUCAGGAUCAUCCUCACCCUCCCCCUUCACUUCCACAAUUUCCCGCGUUCAGUAUCCAUGGAUUCCUCCGAAGGAUCGCUGCGAAAUGCCCUAUCUCAGAAGCAGUCAGCUGUGGAAGCUCAAGGCAACGCGGUCCGCGCCCUCAAGGCUUCCGGUGCUGCCAAGCCGGAGAUUGACGCGGCUAUUGAAGCUUUGAAUGCCUUGAAGCUCGACAAGGCUUCGAUUGAGAAGCAGCUGCAGGCGGUUGUUUCUGGUGCUGGCGGCGAUGGCGGCCUCAACAGGGAGUCUUUCCGUCAAGCUGUGGUUAACACUCUUGAGAGGCGCCUGUUUUACAUUCCGUCGUUUAAGAUUUACCGUGGGGUUGCUGGAUUGUACGAUUAUGGUCCUCCGGGUUGCGCCGUCAAGUCGAAUGUCCUUGCAUUUUGGCGUCAGCAUUUUGUUCUUGAGGAGAAUAUGUUGGAAGUUGACUGCCCUUGUGUGACGCCAGAAGUUGUCCUGAAAGCAUCUGGUCACGUGGAUAAGUUCACCGACCUUAUGGUCAAGGAUGAGAAAACUGGGACCUGCUACCGUGCAGACCACUUGCUCAAGGAUUAUUGUAAUGAAAAACUUCAGAAAGAUCUUAGCAUAUCCGCUGAAAAGGCUGCAGAAUUAAAGCAUGUUCUCGCCGUUUUGGAUGAUCUUUCUUCUGAACAGCUGGGUGCAAAAAUUAAGGAAUAUGGUAUUACAGCUCCGGAUACCAAGAAUCCACUAUCUGAUCCUUAUCCAUUUAACUUAAUGUUUCAAACAUCCAUAGGCCCAUCGGGCUUGCUCCCUGGGUACAUGCGCCCUGAAACAGCACAAGGCAUAUUUGUCAACUUCAAAGAUUUGUAUUAUUACAAUGGAAAUAAACUGCCCUUUGCUGCAGCACAAAUUGGUCAAGCUUUCAGAAAUGAGAUAUCUCCUCGUCAAGGGCUUCUUAGAGUUCGUGAAUUCACACUAGCAGAGAUCGAGCACUUUGUUGAUCCCGAAGACAAAUCUCAUCCGAAAUUUGCUGAUGUUUCGAAUUUGGAGUUUUUGAUGUUUCCAAGGGAGGAGCAAAUGUCUGGCAAAUCUGCAAGAAAAAUUCAAUUGGGUGAAGCUGUUGCAAAGGGAACUGUAAAUAAUGAAACUCUAGGCUACUUCAUUGGGAGAGUAUAUCUUUUCCUAACUCGCCUUGGCAUAGACAAAGAUCGUUUGCGUUUCCGUCAGCACCUUGCAAAUGAAAUGGCUCAUUAUGCAGCCGACUGUUGGGAUGCUGAGAUUGAAUGUUCUUAUGGUUGGAUUGAAUGUGUUGGUAUUGCUGAUAGAUCUGCAUAUGAUUUACACGCUCACUCGGAAAAAAGCGGUGUUCCUCUUGUAGCACAUGAGAAAUUUGCAGAACCGAGAGAAGUUGAGAAAUUGGUCAUCGCUCCUGUUAAGAAAGAACUUGGCCUUGCAUUCAAGGGAAGCCAAAAGAAUGUGGUUGAAGCUUUGGAGGCAAUGAAGGAGAAGGAGGCUUUAGAAAUGAAGGCAACUCUAGAAUCCAAUGGAGAGGUGGAGUUCUAUGUCUGCACACUGGGGAAAAAUGUCUUGAUAAAGAAGAGCAUGGUUGCAAUUUCCAAGGAGAAAAAGAAGGAACAUCAGCGGGUUUUCACACCAUCUGUGAUUGAGCCUUCUUUUGGUAUUGGACGAAUUAUCUAUUGCCUCUUUGAACACUCUUACUACUUGAGACCAAGCAAAGCUGGGGAUGAGCAGUUAAAUGUAUUUAGAUUUCCACCCCUUGUGGCACCUAUCAAGUGCACGGUUUUCCCUCUUGUUCAGAAUCAACAGUACGAGCAGGUUGCCAAAGUCAUUUCGAAGUCGUUAACUGUAGCUGGUAUUUCUCACAAAAUUGACAUUACAGGUACCUCAAUAGGAAAACGAUAUGCACGAACAGAUGAACUCGGUGUACCUUUUGCAAUCACCGUCGAUUCAGCAUCUUCUGUGACGAUUCGAGAGAGGGAUAGCAAAUUUCAAAUUCGUGUCAACGUGGAAGAGGCAGCCUCGGUUGUGAAAGACGUUACCGAUGGCCUUAGGACAUGGGACGAUGUAUGGGCCUCAUUUCCCCACCAUGUCUCUGCAUCUGCGGAAGAUUGAAUCAACUACAUUUAGCAGGUUCUCCAGUUGAGUUUUUUUGCCAUACAUAUCCAUUUGGAAGAAACAGCAUUGGGUGCAUUUUUGUAGUUGAUUGAAAAAUCCUUCUUUUAAUCUACAAAAGCAUUUACUAUGGAUUAUACCUGAAGAUUCUCAAUCUUGAUGAAGGAGCAAUUUUUACUGUGUUUAAUCUAAUGUAACACAGGCAGCUAUUGCCGCUACUUGACAAACCUACAGCUUUAGCUGCUGGAUCAUUGUGCAAGUUACUUGAAUUGAACAUGUAAAUCUUCCAAAGUGUGCCUUUUGGGGUUGAAAUUUGGUAGGUUACUGUUUGAUUUGAUAUUUUUUUAGUUUAACAACUGGGGAGUUGAGAAUUGAGCUAUUAA
Momordica charantia (bitter melon) is the source of this 2642-nucleotide messenger RNA. RefSeq names its product glycyl-tRNA synthetase / glycine-tRNA ligase. Gene Ontology annotation, molecular function: ATP binding; glycine-tRNA ligase activity. The record is from RefSeq and is a predicted model, not a curated record. Gene Ontology annotation, cellular component: cytoplasm; mitochondrion. NCBI's taxonomy places the organism in Eukaryota, Viridiplantae, Streptophyta, Magnoliopsida, Cucurbitales, Cucurbitaceae. Gene Ontology annotation, biological process: mitochondrial glycyl-tRNA aminoacylation.